Messenger RNA from Rhinichthys klamathensis goyatoka, 1197 nucleotides. RefSeq names its product transmembrane and immunoglobulin domain containing 1 (gene tmigd1). The transcript is spliced from 5 exons. Gene Ontology annotation, molecular function: cell adhesion molecule binding. The record is from RefSeq and is a predicted model, not a curated record. Gene Ontology annotation, biological process: cell-cell adhesion. Gene Ontology annotation, cellular component: cell-cell junction. Lineage: Eukaryota; Metazoa; Chordata; Actinopteri; Cypriniformes; Leuciscidae. The coding region runs from base 56 to 802 and encodes 248 amino acids.
AAAUCAUAUUUGUUCAUGUCUUUUUAUCAUUAAGGGCAGCUGACACACUUGCAAGAUGAAAGUAUUGGUUAUCAUUCUGUUCCUGCUGUGCUGUGUCAGUCCUUUAAAAGCGGUCACCAUUGAGUCAUGUCCAUUGGCCAUCGGGAGCUUGCUAAAGACAGAGGUUGAGGAAACUGUCACCCUAACUUGUAAGACUGAUGAAAGUAUUGACCCAUCCAACUACGAACUGCAGUGGUACCGCAAUGGAGCCCAGGUGAAUCUGGCAGAAGAGAACCGCCUGUCCCGGAGUAAUCUUUGUGUACAGUCUGUCACUAAAGAGGACAAUGGAGUCGUCUUUACCUGUCAGCUGAAGGGUGACGCAAGUGUGAAUGGCUCCAUCGAGUUCGACGUCCAUUACCCUCCAGACCUUAAUGACACGAAAGAAGUGUUUGUUGAGGAAAAAGAUGAUGUUGUUCUGUCCUGUGAUGUACGUGCCAACCCUCCUGUAGCUCUGGUUUGGAAAAGGGAUGGUGAAGUUCUGGAUCUGACCACAGGUAGUUACAUAACGACCAAUAAUGGCAUUACCGCUGAGUUGUCAAUCCGAAAAGCUGAGCGGGAUGUACAUCAAGGAACGUACAUCUGUGAGGUAACCUCACCCGUCUAUGGAAUUGCGAUCAGGACUUUUACAGUUACGGUUGAAGAUAGAGUCCUAAAGUUCCCUCUAGGACCCACGAUUGCUGGAGUGGUGGUGGUUUUAUGCACAAUUGUAUUAGCACUCAUCUCUAGGAGGGAUAAAAUUAUUAAGUGCUGCAAACGAAAUUGAACAUCUCCACAUGGAAUUGCAUCUCAGGCAUUCUAACCACAGAGACAUUGAGCAUUGAGGAGAACAGACUGGAAUUCAAGUAGCCAUUACUGUACUGGCAAAUGGGAUGGAACCAGGAUGGAAUCCCUCUUAAAUAUGAAUUACUAAUUCAAAAAGAUCUUAUUAGUUUCCUGCUUAGCCUGUUUGUUUUGUUAUUGUUAAAUUAUAAGGUGAAAAUAUGUCUGUCAAACAACUCUUUGUACUUGUGAAUUUUUUAGAUGAUUUCCUUGUGUGUUUCUCCCCAUUCUAAUGUUGUUGAGCAAGUACCUUGUCUCUGAGCCAGCAAAGACACAGCCACUCCUAGAACAUUGAUGGCUUUUGUUGGAGAUACAGUAAAAUAAAGUCAUUAAAGUGAA